CGUUUAUCACGAAAAGUCACUCGACUUUGCUUUCAUCUAUAUUUAUUUUCUUUCCCUUUGAUUAUUCUGAUCACACUCGCCCAACAUGUCGAAGAAAUUUGAUCCCGAGACGGCCGAGAACUUCGAGGAUAUGGAGAAGCAGUUCGCGGUUAAGGCGGUCGAACAUCUGAUGACCUAUUGGUCGAUUCUCGAGAAGGUCCCAGGCUCGCAGCUUCGGUUGACAAGGAUGGACAACGAGAUCUACGAGAGCUUCAUGAAAGAAUUCCCCGACUUCGAUCCCGCUGCGACUCUCAACGAGGACGAAAUGAAGAGUAAGGCGGGCAAGGAGAAGUGGCGCAACUGGAUGAAGCAGUACGAGAAAACGGUUGACGACUACAACUUCGGCACUAUGCUGCGCUCGAACCCUAAGUUUGAAUACGACCAGGAAACUACAAUCUUUGCCGUGCGCAUGCAGUUCUAUGCCGUUGAAAUCGCCAGAAACCGUGCCGGUCUUAAUGACUGGAUCUAUGAGCGGGCCCAGAAGGCAAAGUCCAGCUCGUAAGCUCAGUGUUACUAUUUCAUGUUCGCCAAACCCCGGAGAGGGUUACUGGUCGAGGGAAUCUCGGACCACCAGCAAUGACUGACUUCCAUCAAAAAUGGGGUCUGCGGAGUAUUUGCAAAAUGACUAUCUACUCAAUUAGACUCUACAGCGUCUCUGGACGUAGGGCCAGAGCGCGGUCCAGAUGGCUUUGACAUCUGAUAGAGAUUACCCUCGACUGUUAUAGAAUUUCUCUUUUCUGAACGCAAAAGUGUACAUACAUUACAUGCGGUUGUGGAUGUCGGUGUAGUUAGUUUGGUACUGG
Aspergillus pseudonomiae is the source of this 842-nucleotide messenger RNA. RefSeq names its product polysaccharide biosynthesis domain-containing protein. Gene Ontology annotation, cellular component: cytoplasm. The transcript has 5 exons. The coding region runs from base 86 to 541 and encodes 151 amino acids. NCBI's taxonomy places the organism in Eukaryota, Fungi, Ascomycota, Eurotiomycetes, Eurotiales, Aspergillaceae. The record is from RefSeq and is a predicted model, not a curated record.